AUGUGGACGGCUCUCCUCUCUGGAAGCCUUCUCUUUGUGGGCUCUGUUGCUGUUCACCACUACGAGUUCCACAUGGAGACCACACUCUACUGCGUCGAAGGCCUCACAGAUUUCGAGGGGAAACCCCACCCUUGCAGCAAGUCUAUCGCCUCUAACACGGCCGGCAUGACCCUUCCCGGUAUGGACGACGGCAAGUCCCUCAUGUUCAAGUCUCACCUGGUUAUCGGUAGCGAUGGGUCUGAGGCCAGAAUUGAUGCUCAUCCAGCCUAUCCUUAUCAGUACUUCAUGACGACCACGACUCCGGAGCUAGUAUCCGUGCAUAGUCUCAGAAACGGUGAAUCGUUCUUUAUCGGUAGUGCCCCUCCUCAAGCUCAUAAUAUGCCUAUCGUAGCUGGUGGUUCCUUGUCGCUGAAAGAAGACGGGUGGACCUUCCAUUCGACUGUGGUGGUGGGUGGUGCGCGGCAGCAUACGUGGGUGAAGGAGGGCUUCAAAGGUGUAGAUCCAGCAACAGGCUUCAACCACUCACAUGUGCACGACGCUAAUCUAGCACCGGAUACCUGGACUCUCACCAUGGACGAGCGUGAAGAGAAGCCGUUGAAGCUUGUAGCUAGCAACAGUAAGCAUGGCCAUGCGCACCACCAGGUGGUGGUCUUCACCCACUUCGAGAAGAGAGAGGGCUCUCUAACCUCGAAAGAGGCUGAGGUGCGACUCUACAACGCGUACCAAGUCCCCAAGAACGUGGCGCCUUUGCCCUCCAGGAGGCUAAUGACUGCGCAGGAACAUCUUCAGAUCUUGAAGGACGCAGCUGGAAGUCUACUUUCUGGACAUAUACCUUCCGAUCCUGGUAGACUUAUUCACUCAGUGGGCUGGUUGAGGAACCAGCACUUCCGCACCUCUAAAAUUAUCAAGUAUUUUGCCCACAAUGCUGGAAAGGCGGCUGUCGAAUACUUCGCGAAUGGUGCUGCUCCUCGUGCUCCUCCUGGACCCGCCGUCGCGUUCGACUUCCAGUUUCCGAGGGGAUGCGAGACUUCUGCCAGGGUGAAUAGCCUUUGUAUUGCUAUCAAGGUUUCUGCAGCUGGUUCAAAACAUGCUGAAGGGUAUCUUCACGUACAGUUCCCGAAUGUUGAGAGGAGAGGCCUUGGAGCGAUCCUGGACCUAUCUAUUAAGAUGGAGCACGAUCCUUUCGUCAUUGACUUGAAUGCACACGGCACUGGCUGCUCGGUGGUCUUCAAGUUAGGGUCGGCCGUCUACAUCUCCGUAACGGUAUGCGUCCACGCCUUGGGUGGUUGUAACCGUAAUGUUCACACUGGCGUAUGCACUGCGUCUGUCGUGGCUUGGGCGCAUUUCACGGUGCAUCUUCCUAGACCGGUCGGUAACAUCAUUCAGGCCACUCUUACCAGUACCCUUGCUCUUCGUGCUGGCCCUAAAAACUUCGUGGAAGUUAAAGGAGGCAUCGGAACAAGCGCAUCGAUACCCUUCCCUAGUGCAAGUGCAAGUAUCAGGUUCAACUACGUGGCCGUCACCUUCGACCAAUACUUGGAGAGGUGGAAGUUGACCGCUGGGUUAACCUUCGAUGCUGGUAUCAGAUUACUCUUUUGGCGUCCCUCAUGGCACAAGUACUAUCCCCUCAUCUCCCACACUUACUAG
Messenger RNA from Perkinsus marinus ATCC 50983, 1647 nucleotides. RefSeq lists its product as hypothetical. Lineage: Eukaryota; Perkinsozoa; Perkinsida; Perkinsidae. Bases 1 to 1647 code for a protein of 548 amino acids. The transcript has a single exon. The record is from RefSeq and is a predicted model, not a curated record.